CUCUCUGUCUCUGGGUGAUAGAGGACGAUAACUUGCGGAGUUGAAGCCACUCGCUGCCGCCUCGUUGGAGGGAACAGCAGAUGCCGAGAGUCGCGAAGAGCUUCAGUGUCGGAGGUGCGGAUCCAAUUUACGCUUCACUUUCUUACCAGCUCACCGCAAAGUCCGAGCAGAGGAUCCGUGCGUCUGUGGGAUAAGACGGCUUCCACCUUUCCUCCCCCCCUCCCCCCGAAGUGUCCCUCACCUUCCCCGGCUCGCUGCGUCUCCGCCGCCGGGAGACUGAAGGGAAAGCCCUUGACAGGCUGGAAGAGUUUCGCCUGAGGCGAGACUCGGCUCCCAUAUAAAGCCGGGUGAAGGGCAUUAACACACCGACCAGUGGACACUGUGGCUGCAGCAACCAUGGAGCUCCACACUACUUCCAGGAAACUUACUUUGCUCUCAUUUACCUUUCUGUGGGGGCUCUCAGGCAUAUGGGCCCAGAUCCAGAUGCCCCAACCCAGUAUGGAUGUGACCAAGGGCCAGAUGGUGGUGCUGAAGGCCUCGUACAGCACAGCGCCAGGCAGUGACCCCAGCACCAACACCAUCACCUGGAACUUUGUUUCUAACAACACCCAGCUGAUCAUCUCCUACAUCAAAGGCUCCAUGAGCGUGGGCAGCUCCCAGUUUAAGGGCCGCGUUGGUUUUUACGCCAGUAUGCCCUCCAGCGACGUGUCGCUGUACAUCAACAACACACAGGAGUCAGACUCAGGACGCUACUUCUGCCAGGUCAUCAUGCCUGAUAACCCUGGCCUCACUGCUGAGCUCAGUCUGGACGUGAAGGUCCCUCCUGCGGUUCCUAAGUGCUCUCUAUCAGGGAAGCCGGUGCUGAAGGGAAACGUGACUCUGAGCUGCUCAUCCAGCGCUGGGAAGCCCAUUCCUCUGUACAAGUGGAAGAAAACCAGUCCCACCUCGGAGGUCUUCUUCUCACCCAUGCUCAAUGAGAAGACGGGCACUCUGAAGCUGAACAACCUGAGCAGUAACAUGUCAGGGAAGUACGUGUGCACGGCCAGCAACUCAGCCGGAGCCGAGACCUGCUUCAUCAACCUGGAGAUCGUCACCUCCACUAAUGUGGGGAUGAUUGUUGGCGCCACAGUGGGCUCAGUGGUUGCCUUCAUCUUCCUCCUCCUCAUCUGCCUCGUUUUCCUGAUGAAGAGGCGGAGAGACAACGAGGACGACAUGGCCAACGAAAUCAAGGAGGAUGCUCAGGCUCCUAAGCACGUGUCCUGGGCUAAGGGUGGCCUGGGUUCAGAUACCAUCUCCAAGAAUGGCACCCUGUCCUCCAUCGCCUCCAGCCCCCACCAUAAAGAACCCUCCCACCACCACCACCACCUGCAGCAGUACCCGCAGCGCCCCCCUUCAGACACCGCCUCCAUAAUAACCGCCACGGGCAGCAUGGCCGGCUACCGCCCGUCCCGCCACCAGGGAGCCUCCACCCCCACCCCCAGCCACUACAGCUACAACAACAACACCGCCCUGCCCCGUGGCCAGGCCAUCCCUCCCGAGGCCGGCACCAAUGGGAGAUCCCUGCCCAGACCGGAGCGCUACGCCCAGCUGCCCCAGGCCCAGCUGCCCCAGGCCCAGCUGCCCCAGGCCCAGCUGCUGUCCCAUGCUGCCUACAGCCAGCCGCAGCCGCAGCUCCAGGCGGCUCCCUCCCCGCCACCGCUGCCCACCUCCACCAUCACAGCCUCCAACAUCACCCGCAUGGGAGGGGUGCCCAUCAUGGUGCCUGCACAGAACCAGGCCGGAUCGCUGGUCUAACGCCUGCUGCCUGCGCUGACAAAACAGUGCUUUUGACAAAAACGGUGGAACACUGUCUCUUUACACUCUCUCUGGUUUGAAUUUUUAAAGGGAACACGUUAACUACUAUUUAGCAAAGAAUUACAGUAGAUGAAAAGGUCAAACUCACGAUUUGACGCUUUGCUUUCACGCUAAGAAGCUUGAUUGCUGCAGACUGUUUACUUGCUUUAAGUAUACUUAAGUCUUUUAUAUUCUGUAUGCACUGUAUACAUUGCAAACUAUGUAUAGAUAUGAUUUUCAUACAUAUGUCCAGUAUCCUCUUUUGUACUUAAUCAUUGCAUUUCUAAUAUUUUAUUUGCUGUAUUUAGUUAUUUUCAAAUGUAGCUUUUUAAAUGUCAUGUUAUGUAUUGGUUCCUCCUGCCACACUAGUUCCACAGAGUGAGCAGCGUAUGGAUCAUCAUGGGCGUGCGAGUCUCACAGAUGAAUAUACAGAUGAAAUAAGAAGAGGGUUAUGCAGGUCUGCGCUACUUCGUCCAUCAUCUUUACUCAAAAACUACCCAAAAGGAGGAAUUAUCAAGACCAAAAUAGGUUUAAGCACAAAAUAUCAGUACUGUUCAGAGGAGAGAAUGUUGCUCAAAGUGAAGUUAGUGAGUACUGGGUGUAAUAUAUAAAGAUCUAUGUAUUAUUAAUGAAUCUUUUUUUCAGAGCAAGACAAGAGAGAGAUAAGAUAACGUUAUAAAUAUGAUAAAGUUUGACAUUGCAAAGUAUCCUAAUCCUUUUUUUGGCUUUACUUCUGUCAGUGGUUCAGCUUAUAAAAUGCUCUUAGACUCAAUUCUUUAAACACAGAUUAGCAAAAGCUUCUUAUAAUAUUGAGCACUAUUCAGAACUGCAGUACGGUGACUUUGCUAGUACACGAGUCCACACUUGUCCUAAUUUCAACUUGCCUGCAGAACGGAAAUUGUAAAUAGGAUAUUUAUUUUCUGAUACAUGUGCGACAUACCGCAUAGCGUAGUGUCAGCCACAGCCUGAAUGGAACAUAUAAGACAGGUUGUAUGUUUGCCUGCAACACUGGAGCCUGAACCAAAGAUAUACAGUAUGUUAACGCUUCGUUAUUUCAACACGCUCUCUUUAUAUGUUGUAGUUUAUUUUCUAGUAUAGGUCAGUGGAAGAAGAAUCUGUUUAUAUCAAUAUAAAAGGGAGGGAUUUUGAUUCACAAAAGGCUUUUUUUAGACAAACCUCCUUUCCCAUUUGAUUGACAUUGAAGUCAUGGCAUGACUCUUGAAGGUGCCUAGUUAGUGAUCUGCUACCAUUUCCUAUCAUUAGAGGAUGGGGAAGACUCACUGUUCCUCCUUAAAGUGGGCAGAGUACAUAGGCAUAGAUUUGGGGGGGGAUGCAGAGGAUAUGUCCCCCCUAAUAUUUUGAAGAGGUAGAUUUGUCACCCUCAAAAAAAUUUGUAAGACAACCCACUCCUCAAAAGAGGUC
Sander lucioperca (pikeperch) is the source of this 3255-nucleotide messenger RNA. It is a transcript of the gene esama, whose product is annotated as endothelial cell adhesion molecule a. The record is from RefSeq and is a predicted model, not a curated record. NCBI's taxonomy places the organism in Eukaryota, Metazoa, Chordata, Actinopteri, Perciformes, Percidae. Gene Ontology annotation, biological process: homophilic cell-cell adhesion. Gene Ontology annotation, molecular function: cell-cell adhesion mediator activity. Bases 397 to 1794 code for a protein of 465 amino acids. The transcript has 7 exons. Gene Ontology annotation, cellular component: adherens junction; plasma membrane.